UAAAACAUUGUAAGAGGAACAAAGCUGCGCCUCGUGGGCGGAGUUGUGCUCUCCGCUAGCUAGAGCCUUGGUUCUGCUGCUGGGUGGAAGCUGGGAUCCGAGAAGCAGCGAGGUAGACCGUCUUCGGACGUUGGCUGACUCUCUUGCUAUGUCUCACGGGAUCCUUUCUCCGCCAGCGGGCUUACUGUCCGAUGAGGAUGUUGUUGUCUCCCCCAUGUUUGAAUCCACAGCUGCAGAUCUGAUGUCUGUGGUUCGAAAGGACCUGUUGUCAGACUGCUCUGUCAUCUCCACCUCUCUGGAGGACAAACAGACUCCGUUUGAGGAUACUGCAGAGAGGGUGAAAGUUUACCUUCGAAUCAGACCCUUUUUAACUUCUGAGUUGGACCGACAGGAAGAUCAGGGCUGUGUCCAUAUUGAGAAUACAGAAACUCUUAUGCUACAAGCACCCAAAGACUCCUUUGCCUUGAAGAGCACUGAGAGGGGAAUUGGUCAGGCCACCCACAAAUUCACCUUUUCCCAGAUAUUUGGGCCAGAAGUGGGCCAGGCGCCCUUCUUCAACCUGACUGUGAAGGAGAUGGUAAAGGAUGUACUCAAAGGGCAGAACUGGCUCAUAUACACAUAUGGAGUCACCAACUCGGGGAAGACGUACACAGUUCAAGGUACUACUAAGGAUGGGGGGAUCUUGCCCCGGUCCCUGGCUCUCAUCUUUAAUAGUCUCCAAGGCCAACUUCAUCCGACACCUGAUCUGAAGCCCUUGCUUUCCAGUGAAGUAAUCUGGCUAGACAGCAAACAGAUUCGCCAGGAGGAAAUAAAGAAGCAAUCCUUACUAACUGGAGGCCUCCAAGAGGAGGAGCUGUCCACCUCCUUGAAGAAACGUGUCCACAUUGACAGUCGGAUAGGUACCAGCACCAGCUCUGACAGUGGCAUUGCCGGGCUCUCUUCGACCAGUCAGCUCAGCAGCAGUAGCCAGCUGGACGUAACAAGUCAUUCAUGGGCACAGCCAGACACUGCCCCAGUAAGUGUCCCAGCAGACAUCCGCUUCUCUGUUUGGAUCUCCUUCUUUGAGAUCUACAAUGAAUUGCUUUAUGACCUGUUAGAACCACCUAACCAUCAGCAUAAGAGACAGACACUGCGGCUGUGUGAGGAUCAGAAUGGCAAUCCUUAUGUGAAAGACCUCAACUGGAUCCAUGUUCGCGAUGUUGAGGAAGCCUGGAAACUCCUGAAAGUGGGUCGUAAGAACCAGAGUUUUGCCAGCACCCACCUGAACCACAACUCUAGUCGCAGUCACAGCAUCUUCUCAAUCAGAAUCUUGCAUCUUCAGGGAGAAGGGGAUAUAGUGCCCAAGAUCAGUGAACUGUCACUCUGUGAUUUGGCUGGCUCAGAGCGCUGCAAAGAUCAAAAGAGUGGCGAGCGGCUAAAGGAGGCAGGAAACAUUAACACUUCUCUGCAUACGCUGGGCCGCUGUAUUGCUGCCCUGCGGCAAAAUCAGCAGAACCGGUCAAAGCAGAACCUGAUUCCUUUCCGCGACAGCAAGUUGACUCGUGUGUUUCAAGGCUUCUUCACAGGUCGAGGCCGUUCAUGUAUGAUUGUCAAUGUGAAUCCCUGUGCAUCUAAUUAUGAUGAGACUCUUCACGUAGCCAAGUUCUCAGCCCUUGCCAGCCAGCUUGUGCAUGCCCCACCUAUGAAUUUGGGAAUCCCAUCCCUGCAUUCAUUCAUCAAGGAGCAUAGUCUUCAGGUAUCCCCUGGCUUACAGAAAGGGGUCAAGACUGACUCAGACCUUGAUGACCAUCCUGAAAAUGAAGCUGACAUCUCUAUGUAUGGCAAGGAGGAGCUACUGCAGGUGGUGGAAGCCAUGAAAACACUGCUUUUAAAAGAACGACAAGAAAAGCUGCAGUUAGAGAUGCAGCUCCGCGAGGAAAUUUGCAACGAGAUGGUAGAACAGAUGCAGCAGCGGGAGCAAUGGUGCAGUGAGCAUUUGGACAACCAAAAGGAACUACUGGAGGAAAUGUAUGAAGAGAAGCUGAAGAUCCUCAAGGAAUCAUUGACAAGUUUCUACCAAGAAGAGAUUCAGGAGCGGGAUGAAAAAAUUGAAGAGCUAGAAACUCUGUUGCAGGAAGCCAAACAGCAACCAGUGGCUCAAAUGUCAGGGUCUGAACUGUCCUUACGGCGGUCACAAAGGCUGGCAGCUUCUGCCUCCACUCAGCAGCUCCAGGAAGCUAAAGCUAAACUAGAAAAAUGCAAAGCAGAGCUAAUCUCUACCACUGAAGAACCGCAAAAGUACCAGCAAAUGUUGGAACCACCAGCCAUAGCCAAGCCCUUCACCAUUGAUGUGGAUAAGAAGUUAGAGGAGGGCCAGAAGAAUAUAAGGAUGCUAAGGAUAGAGCUUCAGAAAAUAGGACAGUCUCUCCAGUCAGCAGAAAGGGCCUGCUGUCACAGCACUGGGGCAGGAAAGCUUCGCCAAGCCUUGACCAAUUGUGAUGACAUCUUAAUCAAACAGAACCAGACCCUGGCUGAGCUACAGAAUAACAUGAUGCUAGUGAAACUGGACCUUCAGAAAAAGACAGCCUGCAUUGCUGAGCAGUAUCACACUGUGCUGAAGCUCCAAGGCCAGGCUUCUGCUAAAAAGCGGUUGGGAACAAACCAGGAAAACCAGCAACCAAAUCAUCAACCCCCAGGAAAGAAGCCAUUCCUUCGCAACUUACUUCCCCGAACACCCACCUGCCAAAGCUCAACGGACAGUGGCCCUUACACGCGGAUCUUGCGCUCUCGGCACUCUCCUUUGCUCAGAUCUCCUUUUGGCAAAAAAUACUAAGGUUGUGGGGAUGAAGACACAUGCUUGUUGCCCUAAAGUUGGUGAGCUGCUCAACUUAUAAGUCUCUUAAGCUCCAUAUAUAUAUAUGUAUGUAUAUCUCCUGAACUGUAUCACGAAUUAUUAUAUUAUAAUCACAUAUAUAAUCUCAUUUUUCAUGCACAAAUAUUAUACUGAAUAAAGACACUUUAUGCUUUUA
Myodes glareolus (Bank vole) is the source of this 3008-nucleotide messenger RNA. It is a transcript of the gene Kif20a, whose product is annotated as kinesin family member 20A. Gene Ontology annotation, molecular function: ATP binding; plus-end-directed microtubule motor activity; microtubule binding. The record is from RefSeq and is a predicted model, not a curated record. NCBI's taxonomy places the organism in Eukaryota, Metazoa, Chordata, Mammalia, Rodentia, Cricetidae. Gene Ontology annotation, cellular component: spindle microtubule; mitotic spindle; nucleus. Gene Ontology annotation, biological process: microtubule-based movement; spindle elongation; mitotic spindle assembly.